CUUCUACAUCCCCUCAUAGUCUAAUCCCCCUCCCCCCCCCAUCUCAGCUCUACCUCUUCACUCACAAGGACAAACGUCCAAUCUACCCAUCCACCACAACAACCCAAAAUCUCAGAUGCCCCCCCGCUUCAUCCCCCAGGGCCUGCUCCCCCGCCGCCUAUUCGCACCCACCAGCGCCAUCUCCAGAAUGUCUUCCUCCGCAGCCCCAACCUCAAACACCCCCGUUGAGGACCUCAUUCGAGAGAAGAUCACAACAGCCUUUUCCCCCUCAACGUUGAUCAUCCGGAACGAUUCCCAUAAACAUGCGCAUCACGAGGCGAUGCGCGGCGCGGUUUCAAAGGAGACGCAUUUCCAUGUAACGAUUACAUCGCCGUCGUUCCAGUCGAAGCUGCAACCGGCUCGACAUCGCAUGGUGUAUGCUCUGCUCAAGGAGGAGAUGAGUCGGGAGGGUGGAAUCCAUGCGUUGCAGUUGCGAACGAAGACCCCCGAGGAGGAACAGAGAGAGGUAGAGAGGCAGGCACAGGCGUAGUGCUGUAUAUCUUGAAUCGGAGGUUCUCCGUGUAUAAAUAGAUCUAAUACAAAAGAACCCCCUCUGUGGCAUAGAAGAUAUCUCAUAUAUGUAUAUAUGAAGUAGCUACGUGUGGAUUUGUGCUACUGGCGGGAAAGAUAUUAUUAGUGAUUGACUAUUACAUAAAUUCUAGGGUCAAUAGGGUAAGACAGAA
Aspergillus ochraceoroseus IBT 24754 is the source of this 722-nucleotide messenger RNA. RefSeq names its product BolA family protein. Bases 116 to 529 code for a protein of 137 amino acids. The transcript has 3 exons. The record is from RefSeq and is a predicted model, not a curated record. NCBI's taxonomy places the organism in Eukaryota, Fungi, Ascomycota, Eurotiomycetes, Eurotiales, Aspergillaceae.